AUGCCCAGAAUAGAAUCAACUCCCCAAAGGGCAACUCCAUUAGAUAACCCGGGAAUACAACCCUUUCACUCGCCUGGAUGCGAUUUACAUGAAGGUGAAUAGGGGAAAGUCGGUACCAUUAUCCAUCAGAGUUAUGUGUAUGAUGGAAAGGCUAAAAAGGUAAAGGAAGUAGUGGAAGCAGUAGAACAUAAUAAGAAUUUGGUCACUUUCAAAGUGAUCGAAGGAGAUCUAAUGGAAGAGUACAAGAGCUUUGUAGUCAGGAUUCAAGUUUCGCCUAAGAGCAAGGGUAGUGGCAGCGUAAUGCACUAGACUUUGGAAUACUAUAAACUACAUGAUGAGAUUGCAAAUCUUGAGACUCUACUACAAUUUAUUCAAGAUAUCUCCAAAGACAUUAAUGUCCAUUUAUUAGUGGAAAAUGACCAUAUUAAGACAAUGGCGUCUUCAACUCUUAUUGGUAACCUUGAGGUAGAUGUAGAGAUUAAGGCUUCUCCCGAGCAGUUCUGUGAAAUGUUCGCCCACAAACUGCACCAUGUGCACCAUACUUGCUAUGACAAGGUUCAAGGAUGUGAUUUACAUAAAGGUGAAUGGGAGAAAGUCGGUAGCAUUAUCCACUAGAGUUAUGUGAAUGAUGAAAAGGCUAAAAAUGCAAAGGUAAUAGAGGAAGCGGUAGACUCUAAUAAGAAUUUGGUCACUUUCAAAAUGAUCGAAGGAGAUCUAAUGAAAGAGUACAAGAGCUCCAUAGUCACGAUUCAAGUUUCGCCCAAGUGCGAGGGUAAUGGCAGCAUAAUGCACUGGACUUUGGAAUACGAGAAGAUGCACGAUGGGAUUUUUCUGAACAUAAUGCCUAGCCUAAACAUCAAACAAACCACUCCCACAUCAAACAUUGUUGGUGAUACAAUGGCAUCUUCAACUCUUACAGGUAAGCUUGAGGCAGAUGUAGAUAUUAAGGCUUCUCCCGAGCAGUUCCAUGAAAUGUUCGCCCACAAACCACAUCACGUGCACCAUACUUGCUAUGACAAGAUUCAAGGAUGCGAUCUACAUGAAGGUGAAUGGGGGAAAGUCGGUACCAUUGUCCAUUGGAGUUAUGUGCAUGAUGGAAAGGCUAAAAAGGCAAAGGAAGUAGUGGAAGCGGUAGACCCUGAUAAGAAUUUGAUCACUUUCAGAGUGAUCGAAGGAGAUCUAAUGGAAGAGUACAAGAGCUUUGUAGCCACGAUUCUAGUUUCGCCCAAGAGCGAGGAUAGUGGCAGCGUAGUGCACUGGACUUUGGAAUACGAGAAGCUGCACGAUGGGAUUGCGCACCCUGAGACUCUACUGCAAUUGGUUCAAGAUAUCUCCAAAGACAUUGACGCCCACCUCAUCCAAGCAAACUAAACAAUAUCGCAUGUUGCUAUUGUUACCGCUACUUGAAGCACUGUUCAUCUAUUUAAUGAAUAAAGUGACAGCUUCCUUUCUCAUGUAUUUUGAUAUGAAUAUGUAUGUUUAGAUCAAUAUGCAGUCAAGGGGAGGGAGCUUUGUAUUUCUUGCAUGUUUGUCUAUUUAAUUAUGUUAAAAUUCAAUGUAUCCUAUGCUUUUAUUUGUGUUCUAAUGAAUAUAAGUAAGUAUGAUUUCGUAAUCUA
Molecule: messenger RNA, 1616 nt
Organism: Gossypium raimondii (Peruvian cotton)
Lineage: Eukaryota; Viridiplantae; Streptophyta; Magnoliopsida; Malvales; Malvaceae
Product: MLP-like protein 34
Exons: 9
Biological process (GO): defense response
Source: RefSeq, a predicted model, not a curated record